AUGGAGCCUGGGUCAGCUGAGUUGUACGACCAAGCCCUACUGGGCAUUUUGCAGCAUGUGGGCAACGUCCAGGACUUUCUGCGCGUGUUUUUCGGUUUCCUUUACCGCAAGACAGACUUCUACCGCCUGCUGCGCCACCCGUCCGACCGUAUGGGCUUUCCGCCUGGGGCGGCCCAGGCCUUGGUGCUGCAGGUAUUCAAAACCUUUGACCACAUGGCUCGUCAGGAUGACGAGAAGAGGAGAAAGGAACUUGAAGAGAAAAUCAAAAGAAAGGAAGAAGAAGAGGCAAAAGCUAAAGCAGCUGAUACAGCUGAGAAGGAACCUGUACCAGUCCCAGUUCAGGAAAUAGAGAUUGACUCAACAACAGAAUUUGAUGGUCCUCAGGAAAUGGAGAAAGACCAGCCUUCAGGCAAGCAAGGUGCAGUCCAGGACGAGGCCCGUAGUUUGGAGGAGACAGAGCCUCCAGGAGCAGUUGCUGGCAUUGCUAAAGUCCCUAGGGAGCCACUAGCGCUUCCCAAGUAA
Molecule: messenger RNA, 522 nt
Organism: Orycteropus afer afer
Lineage: Eukaryota; Metazoa; Chordata; Mammalia; Tubulidentata; Orycteropodidae
Gene: NUDCD3
Product: NudC domain containing 3
Exons: 2
Coding region: 1-522 (173 amino acids)
Biological process (GO): protein folding
Cellular component (GO): cytoplasm
Source: RefSeq, a predicted model, not a curated record